GCAAGUCAUAUGAACUCUUAUUACAGACUGAGGGAUGAGGAGGAGCAUAGGAGAAAGGAGAGAGAACUUCUAGUUGGACAACAUGGGAGAUGUGCUGUGUGCAAGCGCUCCCGGACCGGGAUGCUGCGGUUGCUGCUCAGAGGGAAGGGGCUCCCAACGUAACCCCGGCCUCCAGCACGUGGAAGCGGCGCCUGCAGUAGAGCAGAGACCAGGCAUUCCAUUUGGAGCUGCCACAUCCUAUGUAUACCUGGAGAAAUUAUGCGAAGGCUCCUAUGCAACUGUUUACAAGGGGAUCAGCAGGAUCAACCGCCAGUUGGUGGCAUUGAAAGUUUUCAGCCUGGAGGUGGAGGAGGGACUGCCCUUUACAGCCAUCCGGGAAGGUUCUCUUCUCAGGUGUUUGAAACAUGCCAACAUUGUACUCCUUCAUGACAUUAUCCAGACCAAGGAGACACUAACGUUUGUCUUUGAAUACAUGCACACAGAUCUGGCUCAGUACAUGGCCCAGCAUCCUGGAGGACUUCAGUCUCACAAUGUUAUGCUGUUCAUGUUCCAGCUCCUGCGAGGCCUGGCUUACAUCCACCGACAACACAUUCUUCACCGUGAUCUGAAACCCCAGAACUUGCUCAUCAGUUGCCUUGGCGAGCUCAAAUUAGCCGACUUUGGCCUUGCUCGUGCCAAGUCCAUCCCCAGUCAAACAUACUCCUCUGAAGUGGUGACACUCUGGUAUCGUCCUCCUGAUGUGCUGCUUGGAGCUACCGAAUAUUCUUCUGAUCUAGAUAUCUGGAGUGCAGGCUGCGUAUUUGUUGAAAUGGUCCAGGGCCAACCAAUAUUUGCAGGAACUUCUGGUGCUCUCGAACAACUGGAGAAGAUCUGGGCGGUAUUGGGGGUCCCAAAUGAGGACACCUGGCCAGGACUUUCCAAGCUCCCCAACUAUAAGCCAGAAUUGGUUGUUUCCAGGAGACCUCAGAGACUCCGAAUGAUCUAUGACAGGCUGAGCAGGGUGCCAGCAGCGGAGGAUUUGGCCUCCAGAAUGCUGACAGCCUUCCCUCGGGGGCGCAUCUCUGCGCAAGACGCGCUUGUUCAUCCCUUCUUCAGCCCUCUGCCUCCACAGCUACAUCAGGUUCCUGCAGGACAGUCAGUGCUCACAGUCCCAGCAGUGAGGUUGCAACCUGAAAUCUGUGACCUGUUUGCUUCUUACCAGAAAGGCCAUCUCUCAAGAAGUUCAAGCAAGUUUUGGUAGAAACCAGGAACGGUCGAGUGCCUCUUUGAAAGCAGUGUCAGAAAGAUUGACUUGGCAAUGAAGAUGUAACAGCACAGACUGGACGUUGGUCCUGCAGAAUAAACUCAGCCAUGUGUCACUUAAUAGAGAGAUCCCUGGACCAGAAGAUCGAUGUACAAACAGGACAGAUGGGGAGUGACAAUUGAAAGAAUGUAGAGGCUGAUCCAAGGCUUACAGAGAACUGUCAUUCCUGGGGUUUGCCUACAAUCUCCUUCAACAAAAGAGCUCCUGAGGGAAGGAGGGGAUUAGUGAAAAGUUGAGUGAAGUCUCCAGGGAAGAUGGUUUCUUGGAUAAAGUUGUCAACAGGAAUUGUUUAAGACUAUUUGUUAUAAUUUCCUAGAGGGAGCUUCUGCCAUUACUAACAGGAUUACCAGCAUACUGGUUCCACACCAGCAGAGCAUUAGACAUGUGCAUUGCAGACUGGCUGCUUAGAGCUGAAUUCAGAGGUCUUCUUAUCCUGGGUCCCAAAUGCGUGCAGGUGUUGAUGAGCAGAGGGGAGAUGGAAAAGAAUUAAGAUGAACCAAACACAGGCCAUUUUUGGUCCAGCUGUUGCAGAGAGCACUGGCACACUGAGUUACCAGGGUGUUUUAAUCCCCUUGAUCUCAGGGCUGCUGACAGGCUAUGAGAAGGAAAACUAGUCUGAGGUGAGUGCUGAUCAGGAUACAUGGACAAGUCACUGAGAGCUUUUUUCCCAGCUACAAGUACUCUGAAAUUUCUCACAGGAUUCUUCCUGUAAAAAUAUGGAAGUAGUAAUAUAAUAAUAAUAUAAUAAUAAGCAAGUACUCACUG
Dromaius novaehollandiae (emu) is the source of this 2068-nucleotide messenger RNA. RefSeq names its product cyclin dependent kinase 15 (gene CDK15). Lineage: Eukaryota; Metazoa; Chordata; Aves; Casuariiformes; Dromaiidae. Gene Ontology annotation, molecular function: ATP binding; cyclin-dependent protein serine/threonine kinase activity; cyclin binding. Bases 83 to 1240 code for a protein of 385 amino acids. Gene Ontology annotation, cellular component: cytoplasm; nucleus; cytosol. The record is from RefSeq and is a predicted model, not a curated record. Gene Ontology annotation, biological process: protein phosphorylation. The transcript is spliced from 13 exons.